UUAGCCGAGCAUCAACCGAUGUGGCAGGUGGACUUUGACAGCUGCCUUUGGGGACAGGUAGAGCUACUGGUGGACUGAAAGAGCUGAAGCGGGUGGUCUCAUUUCAACAGGAAGCAGAAGCAGUAAACCCCAGAUGGCUUCUUGGAUUCCACCACAGUAUCCUCAACCACAAGGGAGACACAUAACCCAAAAGGAAGGCCAUGGCAGGGGCCCAUGGAGGGUAGUCUCCCACGGACCUCCUUCUCAUUCCAGGCCCAACAACGAGAGGUUCUACCAUCAGUACCAUGAUCCCCGGGCAGGGCCUCCACCUUGGCCAGAUGCCAGAGUGGAGUACCACCCCCCAACAUAUCACCCACAGCCCCAGGACUAUCUGAGACCAAACUCCAGGGCAGAGUAUUAUGAAAACAAUUACCCCAUCAGGCCAUACUCAAGGCAAGGUUACGAAGAUCUGUACUGGAGCUCUGUAGAAGAUUACUCGUAUGGAGGUUAUCAGAGAUACCCCCAAGCGCCACAGGGUGACAGAGAUCCAAGGCAGAGAAAUACCUAUGGUGAAUGUACAGUUUAUUGGAAUCAGAGUUAUUACCGAGAUUACCGCCCGAAGGAAAGCAGUGGAAUUGACAGGCAUAGCAAUGCAACACCAAUUCGAUCUAAGAAGCAUGAGUCCUACGAAGACAGAUACGGCUCAAGGGAAGAUGACUCUGACAAUAUCAGUUAUAGCCCUGCUUUGCAACAAGGAUGGUUUCCAAACGAAUUGCAAGGAAAUUUCCUGGAGAAGCACGGUGUUCCGGCACGAGAGCCUCCAGCGCUUGAAGAACCAAACCUGCUUCAACAGUAUAAAGACUCUGGCCUCAGCUCCAGCACUUACGAGCUAAGCCAGUACAUCUAUGACUCUUCCGGUCAGUAUGAAGCAGCUCCCUCCAAGAACUGGAGUCCAGUUCAAGCAGGAGAAGAUUUACUGGUUGCUGCUCACCAUGUGGCACCCCAGAAGUUUCACUUGUCCCAUGUACCUGUUUGCUUUGGAGCCGGAGGGCAGCUGGUCCGAGGAUGUCCCAAUUACCCAGCAGAAGGGCAGCCUGCCCUGGUUGAGAUACACAGCCUGGAGGUUAUUUUACAUGACACUGCUGAGCAGGAGGCGAUGCGAGUCUUCCCAGGACCUCUGAUCAGGGAGGACUUGCACAAAGUGGAUGUGAUGAUGUUUUGUCAACGGAAAGCAACUGCGGGCUGUGACCUUGCAUCUAACCGGGGCCGAGAUGCUGCCUUGCUCUGGAAACUCCUGCUUCUUCUUUGCCGCCAGAAUGGGUCCAUGGUGGGGUCAGACAUAGCAGAACUGCUGAUGCAAGACUGCCGGCGCAGGGAGAAGUACAGAAGACAAGAGCCAGUUGCCAAUCUGAUCAACUUGACAGAUGAGGAGUGGCCAGGACAAUCCUACGGGACCACAGACCUUCUCACAGGGGAGAUAGUGCUGAGUGCUGGCACACCAAAGCAAAAUGUGGAGAAGUUCACCAAACUCCUCUUCUAUGGGAGGAAAAAAGAAGCACUGGAUUGGGCCAUGAGGAACCAGCUGUGGGGCCACGCUCUCUUUCUAUCCAGCAAGAUGGACCUAAGGACCUACAGCUGGGUCUUGAGUGGGUUCACCAGCACUCUGGCCUCCAACGACCCUCUGCAGACCCUUUUCCAGCUUAUGUCUGGAAGGAUCCCUCAGGCAUCUCUGUGCUGCGGGGAUGACAAGUGGGGAGACUGGAGACCACACUUGGCCGUCAUCCUGUCCAAUCAGGUGGGAGAUGCUGAGCUGAACCACAGAGCUGUUGUCACCAUGGGAGACACGUUGGCUGGGAAAGGGUUAACGGAAGCAGCUCACUUCUGCUACCUGAUGGUGAACGUCCCUUUGGGGCAUUUUGGAGUUAAAACACACCACCACCUGGAAUUGCUGGGCAGCAACCAGCGCCAGGAGUUUGCCCAGUUCGUAAAGUUGGAGGAUAUCCACAGGACUGAGAUCUUUGAAUACUGCCAGCUGCUGGGGUACCCCAAAGCUUUCCUCCCCUCUUUCCAGGUAUACAAGCUUAUUUAUGCCACUCGCCUUGCGGACUAUGGCCUCACUGCUCAGGCCUUGCAUUAUUGCGAAGGGGCUGGGAUGGCACUGCUUGCCCAGAAUGAGAACAUCAACCCCGUCCUCCUAGAGCAAGUGAUCAAGCUGGCAGAGCGGCUGAAACUUUCAGACCCACGGCUGCUAGAAAGGCCCGAACAAGAUACUUCUUUAGAACCAGAUUGGCUCAUACAGCUCCGAGCCCGACAUCAGCAGAUCAAGGAGGAAGGAAGUUUUCUUGGUGCUGCUUCCACUCAACCAGAGCCAGUAAAAAACAGUGGAUCAAUACCAGGUACGGCUCCCCAUUCUGAGCAUAUACAGAAUCAAGGCUGUUGGGAGGAUCUAGGGCAACAUCCUGCCAAUCACCUGCUCCUCAUGCACUCAACACAGUAUCAGCCAGGCUUGGGCCAGAGGCUGGAUUUCCCUCCUGGAUCCGACCAUCCUAUAGAUACAGCUGUUGCCAGUAUGGAGAAUUCUCCGCCAGGGAUGAGCCGAGAUUCCUCUCCUCCUGCAGGAGGGCUUCCAGAUGACUUCUCCUCCUUACAUCUGCACCAGCUGUCAGAUAAAGGAGGCACUCAAGAAUCUUGUGGAGUGUACCAUACCGGUGAUGAAAAGAACAUUCUGGAAAAUCAGAACACACUCAAUAGCCGGACCCGGUCCAUGUCUGAGAGUUCAACCAUAUCUAUGGUGGAGGAUAUGUCACAGUUCUCCGAAGAUACAGGGGAAGAAGCUAUUUCAGAGAACUCGGCAGCAGAGGAUGCUGGGCAAGAGCAAGCAAAGGCCUCUGGUUUUGGCUGGUUCCAGUGGUUCCGAUCCAAGCCUAACAGGGAUGCAGAACCCUCCAGAAAGGCACCAACCACUCCUUUGGAUUUUGUUGCUCCAGUUUCCCAGGAAAAAGCAGCUCUACCACCAACUUCUUUUCCUCCCCCUGGUGGAACCAGGCCUCCGAAACCUCCGCUUCCUCAUCUACGUCAUGCAUCUGGAAACCCUUUUUCCCAAAGCUCUUUGGGUACUGCUGGAACCAAAAACUUAUUAAGCGUUGGAAGCCAAGAAGGGUCCAUGUUUUCAGGUGCUGGAAAUAAGGUCACCGCAGCAGCAGUCUCUGGGCAUCCACAACAGAGCUUUCCUCGCCGCUAUCCACCUUAUCCUCGAUGAUCAAAAAACCUCCAGGCUAUUUCUAGCCCCUCUGGCCACCAUCCUUUUGCCUGAGGCUAAAAGACUGAAUGCAAUUAUGUGAUACACUGUCCUUCCUCUUGGCUGAUAACCCAGCUUCCUGCUGCCCAACGGGAACAGGCAAGAAUAUAUGUUGGCAAGACACAUGCUUUUUUCUCCUUACUUACUCUGUGUCUUUUAAAAUGUGGAAUGCAGUUGCAACCUUUCUCAUGUGUAGUAAAGACAAAAUGUUCUUGUUCAUCUUUGGAUUCAUCAUAACAGAUUUUUUUUUAAAAAAGGAGAAGAGUGCUGCAUUUUCUUUUUGCAUUCCACAGGCAAGUGAGAAACUCAGGAUAAAAAAAAAAGAAUCCAGAGAACUCUGUAUCUUGUCAAUCAAUGCAAUUGCUUGCAAUCUAGUGAUUGGGAGGAUUGCAUUAGAAUGGCAACAUUCAAGGAGCUAUUUGGGUUUCUUGAACAACAACCUUAUCUUCUUUUGGAAAGCUGUCCUGCUCUGAGAACCGUGGUCCUCUUGAGAUCCACAUCCAUCUAUACAUAUUUCUACAGAAGUAACCUAACUACUCCAGUUCCCUAUGCAGAACUAUGCAAAAGCAAAUCCCACCAGUUUCAGUGAGGCUUGAUUGCUUGCUUACUUAAUUUAUAGUUUGCCUUUCUUACAGAGACUCCAGGUGGAUUAUUCAGUUAAACAGAAUAAGACAUCCAGUAAACAAUGCAGUAGGACCAGGAGUGCAGAACUGGAAAGCAAUAUAAAACCAGCCAAAGAGGCAGUUGGGCCUUUGAAUGACCAAGGAAUAAAAGGAUUGCUAAAAGAAGAUGGAGAGAUGCCAAAGAAGCUUAAUGAAUUCUUUGCACUUGUAAGAUAAGAGGAUGGGUCUUUUUAUGGAUGAAAAGUUGGUUAAACAAAAGGAAGCAGAGAAUAGGAAUACAUGGACAGUUCUCACAAUGGGGGGAAGUAAGCAGUGGGGUACCACAAGGAUUGAUAUUGGGGGCUGGUGCUAUUUAAUUUGUUCAUAAAUGAUCUGGAACUAGGGGUGAGCAGUGUAGUGGCCAAGUUUGCAGAUGACACAAUAUUCUUUGGGAUUGUGAAAGCCAAAGCUGACUGUGAAGUGCUUCAAGAGAAUCUCCAUAAUUUAGGUAAGCGGGCAACAAUGUGGCAAAGGAAGCUCAAUGUAGGUAUGUGUAAGAUGAAGCUCACUGCAAAAAAGGCCUUUAAGUAUAUGCUACUGGGGUCUGAACUUGCUGAGAUAGAAACCUUGGCGUUGUAGUGGAAAGCUCAAUGAGAAUGUCAACCCAGCAUGCUGCGGAAGUGAAAAAGUCAAACUGUGCUGAGACAUUAUUAGGAAAGAGAUUGAAAAUAAAACAAUCAAUAUUAUGAUAUGGCCUCAUUUGAAAUACUGUGUGGCAGUUCUGAUCGCUGUAUGUCCCAGAGGACACUCCGAUCAGGGGACAAACAGCUGUUGGUGGUCCCUGGCCCCAAGGAGGCCUGCCUAGCCUCGACUAGAGCCAGGGCCUUUUCGGUCCUGGCUCCCACCUGGUGGAAUGCUCUGUCUGCUGAAAUCAGGACCCGGCAGGACUUACUAUCUUUUCGCCGGGCCUGCAGGACAGAGUUGUUCCGCCAGGUAUAUGGCUGAGGCUGAGCCUCUGCCAGCCUGGGAAAAAGGGGUGUAUAAAAGCCUCCCUGUGAAGGCUGUCCACCAUCUUGUUUUACAUGUGUUGUUCUUAAUGAACAUGAAUUUUUAAUUGUAUUUUAAUUGUAUUUUUAAUAUGUUGGUAUCCGCCCUGAGCCCGAUUGCGGGGAGGGUGGAAUACAAAUUUGAAAUAAAUUAAAUAAAUAAAUAAAAUAAAAAGGACAUUGUAGAACUGGACAGAGAACUUUUUCUCCCUCUCCCAAAAUAGUAAAUCUCGAGGGUAUCCAAUGAAGUUGAUGGGCAGUAGAUUCAGAAUGGAUAAAAGAAAAUACAUCUUUAUUUAAUGAGUGAUCAAAAUGUGGAAUUUGCUGCUUAGAGGAUGUAGUGAUGAUGACCUCAGGCAUAGACGGCUUUAAAAUUGGAUUAGACAGAUUCAUGGAGGGUAGGUCUAUCAGUGGCUACUAGUCAUGGUGACAAAAGGGAACCUCCACAAUGGCAGUAAACCACUGAAUACCAGUGCCAGGAAACAACAUCAGGGGAAGGCCUCUAUGCCCCUUUGUUGGCACUCCAGAGUAACUAGUUGGCCAGUGUGUGAGACAGGAUGCUGGGCUAGAUGGACCAUGGGUCUGAUCCAGCAGAGGUCUUACGUUCUUAUUCCUUUCUACUCCGUUUUUGUUAAAUUCCCCCACCCAAUGCAACACAUCACUUCCCAUGCCACACCAUGCUUCCAUCUAGAUAUAUAAAGACAAGUGUCCUGACUAACUCAUCAACGCCCAUGCCAAACCCCUGGACCUAGAAGUGUGAAAUUUGGGCAGGAUGUUUCUUUUGUGGUGUAGAGGCUCACUAAGAAAGGAUUUUAAGAAAUUCGCCCCCUAAGGGGGUAAAAAGGGGUAAAAUGUGUUUUCCCAUAGGGAUACAGCUUCCCUAUGUAGCUGGGAGGCUGCUCUUCCCCUUCCCCCGCCAACUGCCAACUCAGCCGCUCUGCCCUGAGGUCAUUUGCAUAUGCGGCCUGAUUGGUCAUCAUCCCAACAUUCUAAACAGUAUGCAGUUGCUGUUGGGAGUCAUUGAAUGUGUCCUGAGGUAAAAAUACACCUCCCAGUCUUCCCCUCUAGGGUUGCCAAUCUCCCUGUGGGGCCUGGCUCCUGCCUGCUCACACCCUCCCCUCCCUGAUGGGUCAGCUGUGGAACUCUGUGUUCUGAGGUAAAAAUCAGGUAAAGGAAACUGCAAACAGUUGAAGAAAGACAGUACAAGACUCCUGGAUACGGAUUUUUUUAUAAGUCAGUAUGGCAACUGAGUUUUUAAUGUUCAUGGGGAGAUGAUACAUGACCUUUCUAGGGGUCAUUUCAAUGCAAACCUCUCACAUGAACCUGCCGAAGUGCCCACCACACCACCACUCCCUCGUCCAACUCCACCUCACACCUCUCGCAGCCAUCACCUCUCACUGCUGCCAAGAAGCCUUCUGGCAGAUGUCGUGCAAGAUACACCAAUGCUAAAAGGAGGAAGCAACUUAGAGACGCGGCAAAGAAAUACGCACAUCGUACUCCUGUGGUGCACCGAGCAGCAGUGGCCAAGUACCAGCAAGAUCACCGCAAGGUGCACAGAGCGGAAGAGCCUCUCUAUGAGCAAAGCGAUCCUGGAAGACGAAUAGAGAGGCACUCACUUCCAUGGAAGGUCAAGGGUCACUCAGGCAUGGCAGAUGAUCCUUCGCUAACUUCAAGCUGCCUCUUAACCUCAUCCAUGCAGAAACCCUCCUGUUCAGCAUCUCAAAACAAAGCAACAUGGCCCAAGUGCUGCGGAACUGUAAGCUUAUUGUUUGGGAUGAGAGCACCAUGGUGCACAAGGGAUGUUUUGAGGCACUCAGCAUAACCCUCAAAGAUGUCAGGGGCAAUGACAGAGUGAUAGGGGGAGUCACCGUGCUGCUGGCUGGAGACUUCCAGCAGACUCUGCCCAUAUUCCCUAGGGGAACUCGAGCUGAUGAGGUUACAGUGUGUGUCAAGGCAUCAUAUCUGUGGCCCCUCAUCAGGAAACUCUCACUAAGAAAGAACAUGAAGGUCCACUUGAGAGGCGAGUUGUCUGCUGGGGAAUUCUCUGAACUCCUACUAAAAAUAGGGGACAGAGAGUAUCCCAAGUCCAAGGGAAAGUUGACUGUCCCUGCAGACCUGGGCUCAGUAGUGACGACCCUAGCAAACCUAACAGCCAUGAUAUACCCUGAUAUUGUCACUAUCAUGGAGAAGUCCAUGGACGGGCUGUGAAAGUGUGCCAUUCUGAACCCAAGAACGACAAGGCUGCCAUCAUUAAUGAAACGCAACUUAACUCCUUUGAAGGGGCAGAAAUGGGUACAGAUCUCUGGACUCAGUGGUGCAAAUGGAUGACAUGGUCCACUACCUUCUGGAGUUCCUCAACUUGCUCAACCCUUCUGGCUUCCCAGCCCACAAGCUUCUCCUCAAAGUGGGGGCUCCAGUGAUGCUGCUCCGGAACCUCAACCCACCCAAACUCUGCAAUGGCACCAGACUGUGAGUGAAAGCCCUCCACAGGAACAUCAUCGAGGCCACAUUGUUCACCGGCAGUGCUGGGGUGGGGGGGAGUCGGUGUUCAUACCAUGCAUACCACUCAUACCAUCAGAGAACCCCUUUGAAUUCAAGAGACUGCAGUACCCCCUCAAGGCCUGCUUUGCUAUGACGAUCAACAAAUCCCAGGGGCAGACACUGAAGGUGGCAAGAAUUGACUUGAGGGAGGACUGCUUCUCACAUGGACAGUUCUAUGUGGCCUGCUCCAGAGUGAGCUCACCCAGCAGCCUGGUGAUCCUAGCACCUGAGGGGAAUACCACCAAUGUGGUCUACAAAGAGGUCCUUCGGUAGAAAAAACCCGUUUGUAUGUAUUUUUCACUUUAU
This is a messenger RNA of Eublepharis macularius, 7772 nucleotides long. It is a transcript of the gene SEC16B, whose product is annotated as SEC16 homolog B, endoplasmic reticulum export factor. The record is from RefSeq and is a predicted model, not a curated record. Bases 134 to 3238 code for a protein of 1034 amino acids. NCBI's taxonomy places the organism in Eukaryota, Metazoa, Chordata, Lepidosauria, Squamata, Eublepharidae. Gene Ontology annotation, cellular component: endoplasmic reticulum exit site; ER to Golgi transport vesicle membrane. The transcript has 25 exons. Gene Ontology annotation, biological process: COPII vesicle coat assembly; Golgi organization; autophagy.